Molecule: messenger RNA, 1797 nt
Organism: Triticum dicoccoides
Lineage: Eukaryota; Viridiplantae; Streptophyta; Magnoliopsida; Poales; Poaceae
Exons: 2
Coding region: 371-1465 (364 amino acids)
Molecular function (GO): protein binding
Source: RefSeq, a predicted model, not a curated record
CUCCAUCCACCCUCAUCUAUCUUUUUUGCUGCCCAUCUCCCUCUUCCAAGUGAUCUAUGUGUUGACACUCUUCAUCCACUUUCACAGUGGUCGUCGAUGUCGCCUCCAGACAAUGAGUGGUGAUGUCUAGGGCGCAUCCCACAAAAAGAUAAUAGCGGGAGGAGGGGAGGAGGAGGCGCGUAAUUUUUCAUCAAGGGGAAUUUGUCGCCGCCGUAAAAUCACUUCGUCGGCGGUCUCUCUCUUGUUGGAGGCAACACAUUUGGCACAUCCUCUUAGUGAUGGCGCUAGCGAGUUGACUCAUUUGGUUGACGAAGAAGAAAAGAAGGUGGGAUCUCCAUGCACUAGCAAAAUCGACUAGAAGUUAAAAGUUAUGGUCCCCACCAUACCGUAUGAAUUGCACCCUGGGAUCCUGGAGCACAUCCCGCCAAGUCCGCAGACAAUCGCCCACGCCUCCGUCGUUUGCAAAGCAUGGUGCCGCAUAGUGUAUGCUCCUGGUUUCCUCCACCGGUGCCAUGCACGCCAUGUUGUACCAGUGGUCAUGGGCUUCUUCCACAACUCCAAUACACUUCCCCGCCCGUUCGUACAGAUCAACGACACCACUAGCUUAUCCUUUCGUUUUCCUAAUGAUGGCAAUUACUCAUGGACGUUUAUGGAUUGCCGUCACGGCCGUGUCCUCCUCCGUAACGGCCGUUGGUUCCUCGUGUGGCACCCAAUGACUGGCCACUACCGCCUAAUCAAUGCCGAAUCUAGUCGCUGGGAGGAGUACACCGAGAAGAAUAGCAAUGCUGCGUUGCUCUGUGUGGUUGAUGACAACGAUGGCCACCAAGUUUGCUGCCAACAACCCACAAGUCCAUUUCGUGUGGCCCUUGUCCACAAUGAUUCUCAGGGUCGUGUUCAUGCCGGCGUCUACUCCUCACUUACUGGCCAGUGGAGCCUGCCGCCCACGCCGGUGGAUCUCCCGUUGUUGUGUGACAUCCGUGUGGAGCCAUGUGUCAUCAUCUUUAACACUAUGUACCAACCUCUCAAUGACUACCAUGUGUUGGCCUACGACAUGGACAAGAGCACUCUCACUGUGUUCGAGCGGCCGAAUGGAGGAAAUGCCCGUCUAAUGAAGGUUGAUGGUGGUGGACGACUCGGCCUUGCCUCCAUGGAGGACCUCACAUUGCGUAUGUGGGCUCGGGGAGCCUACAGUGGUUGGGUACUACGCACCUCGGUUGAUCUGGGGGAGGCCAUUGCAUGCUUGUCAAAGGUCACAUUACCUAAGGUAGACUCUAGCUUCCUGGUGAUGCCGCGGGUGAAGAUCAUCGGGAGCACCGAGGAGGGAGACGCGCUAUUUUUGUGGACCAUGGUCGGUAUAUUCAUUCUAUGUCCUAAAACCAUGGAGUUCAAGAAGGUGCAUGAGGCCGUUAAGGACAUGGAGAUUGUGUACCCAUAUACUGCCUUCCCCACUGCUGCCAGCUGGUAAUUAUAUGCACCUCAAUGCAUGCCUAAGCACUUAUGAUAUUCCCUCUGUUGCCCGAGAUCGGCAUAUAAUGUGUUAGUUGCAAGCAUUUUGGCCGGUACUUGCAGUUUUUUAUUGCGCAACUAGUACUCAAGUCCGAGUAUGAGUAGCAAGUUUACUAUCAGUGCAUCAAGCUAGUCUUUUAUUUUCUAUCCGUGAGAUGUUUUUCCUUGUUUAUUUUAAUGGAAAGGGACAAAACUUGAUUGAGAAAAGGUUGGAUGAGACCCUUCCCAUUUUAUUAUUUGAUCCCAUGUACUAUAUGUGUGAGCAACAUUACAUCAUGGAUACUUUUCAAA